AUGAAGCUGCUAAAUAAAAAGGCAAGUUCUAAAAAGUUAUCUCAAGGUGAGCUGCAGCAGCAAGUAACUUUGAAAGAUGAAGAAAUACAACGCCUCAAGGACCUGCUACAUCAAGGAAUGAACAACCUUCCUGUUAAUAUAAUUGUUGAUGUCCUUAAAUUUUCUGUUGAUAUAUUUCCAAAGAAGCUUCAGAAGGAGCUUCCAAGAAAGAGAUAUCCUCGAGUGGUUCCCCGAUUUUUCCUGUGGCUUGAAGAACACAACCGGUUCCCCGACUUUUCCUGUGGCUUGAAGAACACAACCUCCUGGUGA
Molecule: messenger RNA, 309 nt
Organism: Dovyalis caffra
Lineage: Eukaryota; Viridiplantae; Streptophyta; Magnoliopsida; Malpighiales; Salicaceae
Source: the annotation of a GenBank genome assembly